ACCCGGCCCUUCUCCAGGGUCGUUGCUAACGGCCCGAGGCCCUGCGCUCACGAUUGGCUGGGAAACAAGAGCCCUUGUGGCGCAAGCUUGUGCACAUUCCAGGAACUCCAGGUGCCUGGUGAGGCGGAGGCUGUGGCUCCCAUUGGCCUCGGGGGAGGGGCUGAAUUCUCAGGGAGAAUAAAGCUUAGUUAAAGUUUUUUCUCUCUCCUCAUCUGUGAGGCCCAGGGGAGGAAUAGCAGGGGAACCAUAGCACUCUACAUUCCUGCUGCCCCUUCUCCUGUCUCCCUGGUUGGGAAUGGUGGUGAGCCUGAGCUUUCAUGCUUGAGAAACAUGGCCAUGUCUGAACGGCCGAGACACCAGAGGGAGAAAAUGGCCAAAAUACAAAGUGAUGAGUGAAGAAAACAUAUAAAUUAAAACUUGUGUUGUCUAGGUUUGUAGGAACAGCGCAAAUGGAACCGAUAUUUACCUGGAUGGGUCUGGACCACCAUAGCAGUCUUACAUUUUCUCUUAGCCCAGAGAAGUGCCUCCUUUCCCUCUCCAGUCCCCCUACCCCACCUGCUUCUUGAGCAUGUGCUUUGCAAGAGGCACCCUUUCUCUCUGGGAGUUGACCUUUGGGUUUGUGUGAUAGUGGGUGCAAAUAGUCCCUGACUCCUAGAACUUCCUCUCCACCCCUUUGUAAAAAGAUAACCUGGUACUUUAAAGACCAUUUCCUCUUCAAUAUCUUCAUAACUCAUUCCAGCGUUUAUUUUCGAGUUUUAAUCUUUUCCAGUAUUUAAAGAUCACUGUAAUAUUUCCAGGAUUUUUUUGGUUUGGCAAAAAUGGGCAAUGAAAAUUGAGAGUAAAGUGCCAGAGAACCUCAGCACCAGAUUUUCUGUUAGGCAGAUUUGGAUUCCAGUUCAUAACUAUGCAUCUUGGGCAAAUUAUUUCCUUCUGAAUGUCAGUUUCUCUAUUAUUAAAGUGAGAAAGGUGAUGUCUACCUGACAGCAUCAUAGUGAAGGGUAAAAGAAUUUAGUAUGUACAAGUGUUUAGCAUACAAUCUGACACGCAGGUAGUUCAGAAAAUGAUGAUGAUUACUUUAGAUGAUAAUAAAUGCCAUACUCAUUGCAUGCUGCUUGGAAACAAACACAUCAAUAGGAAUAAGAAAAAACCAAAGUGAUAACUGAUAAGACAAGGUAAAUGCAAUAUAGAGAAAUCUACCAGGCUAGGUGAGUCAAGGCCCUUCAGGGAUCUGAAGAAUUGAGACUGAAACUGAAAACUGAAGGAUAUAUAGUCUGCCAGGAAAUUAUAAGAGUAAAAGAAUUUUAGGAACAGUCAUGAAGCAACAUGGUAAUUGGAACUUUGGGGAGCAAGUGGAGGAAUAUAGGUUAAGGAAGUAAACAGGGAAAAGCACAUAGACCUUCAGGUGUCAUGUUUGAUUUUGCUUUUUAGUCCUUUCCAGGCUGUUUUCUGUUUUGUGAAAAUGUGGAAAAUCAUAACUUGCAGAUUUGCUGAGAAUAUUAAAUAAACAACAGAUGUCACCUAAAAGCAUCUUUCACUUACGAGGCAAGACCUGAGGAAAAAAACAAGCCAAAAGGGACUUUUCCUGAGUUUGGAUUGUUGGAAUCUCAGAAGACUAAAUCUUAGUUACCCUGACAUUUGGAAAAGGAAUAUAUUACUUUCUUCUGGUUAGAAACUUUGUCUAAUAAAAUGCUUGGAGAAGCCUUCUUAAUUGAACUCUUAUACAAAGAACCACUUACAUGUAAGAAAACCUCAAAUGAUGAAAAGGAAACUUGGAAAAAGCAGCUUUUAGAUAUAGAUGACAAUUCACUUUCCCCUUAUAAAAUGGAAAAUCAAAAUAAGGUUGUGAAAGAAAGUUUAACAGAGCAAUGUAAUGAUACAAAUAUAAUAAAACCUGUGGAUGAGAAAACUGUAACAAAACGCAAAAGUGCAUCGCUUCCAGGAAAAGUAUCUGCUGCGUUGCCCAUACCAAAGAGAGAACAACAUGAUGAAACACAAGUAGAUUUAUACCGAUCUUGGUCAUGUACAAGUAUUUGCCAGAAUUAUCCUGAUCUACAGAUUGGAGGAGACCACGUAGGUAACAUGUAUGAUUCAGGAUGCUUUGUGGAACACAUACGUGAUGAUACUUUUAAUGGUCCUCUUUUACUUUCAGUAGAUAUACCUCUGGGACAUUCUCCUAUCUUUGAACCUCUAGAUAAACUACCUACCUCAAAGAUUUUGAAUGGGGAUGAAAUUCGAGAAAAAAGUAUGUUGUUUCAUAAGAAGCCCAUCUCUAAUUCUAUGCUUAAUAGUUAUAUGGAAAAAAAAGUGGACGAACUCUACAAACAGUUUUUGGAAGAAAAUCUUACUAGGUGCUGCUCCAUAACCAAUCUUAUGGCUUCCAAUUUACUAAUGAAUAAUGUAAAUCAGAUAAGCUUUCAAAUCUCUCAAGAGCAGAACAUAGAGGCAUCGAAAGUUCGGGAAGCUCUCUUACACUCUUUAGCAAGAUGUAAUCUCUGUAACUUUUCCUGUGGAAAUAGUUCUGAAUUCAGCACUCCUAACUUACAAAUAUCAAACCAGAGAAGUAGGGAACAUGUAUUACAUCUACAAUAAGAACCAACUGUAGGUUUGUUGGAUUGUUUUAUGAGACUGGAGUAACAGUAGUAUUCUCUGGCUUAUUGUGCCACAUCAGGCCCCUUUGGGGUAUGGUUAUUACAGAUAAAUUAUUUGACCAAUUGUACAUCUGAAUUCUUGUAGGAGACAAUUUUAAUAAUUAAAUUUUAUGACCAUAAAUUCUAAUUGUUUUUGACAUCUUUAAUGGUUGCUACAUUCAAGUUUGAUGUGCUUAUCUAUUUAAUUGUCAGAGCAUCCCAAGUUAAUCACUUCACACUCACUCAUCAGAUUUAUUUACCACACAAGUGAUAAAAAAAAAGUGGAACAAGGAGAGGAUUAUUGUUCUCAGCUACUGAAAAGACCAGUAGAAACUGUAUCAGAAGGGAGCAUUUAUUUUUCUACAAAAAUGUUUAAAGACAUGAAUAGUACUUAAACACCAUUCUUUUUAUUUUCAACAGAUAGAAUCGUUCACACUGUCAAUCAGCAAUUCUUCAAAGAAAUGUUGGAUUUAAAUUAUAUUUGAAAGAAAUAUGGAAGGAGGACUUAAGGAAAAAUGGAGAAUUUGCCAUUAACAUUUGCAACUAAACUUGAUGCUUCCUUGAUCUUUCUUGGGACAAGCAUCAACUUUUUUAUAUCACUCUGCUAUGCAUGGUGUUUUUCAGCAAUGGGAGGAAGGAAAGCAUAUAGGGAGAGUGAACAGAGUACAUAGAGAAUCACCUAGAAAUAAAGAGGCUUUCUUGGCAACUUUUUACACUUCUCAGAUUAUCCUCAGUCAAGAUCCUGGUUUAGGAUAAAAGUCAGUAGAAUGUUAUGGCAAUUUUGGAAUUUAAUUAAUUAAUUAAUAAAAUAAACAUGACAUACCUAAAGGAAUGGUAUGGUUUAUUGCAGUCUUGGAACAAGACCCUAUACUUGACAGCUAACACUUCUCUCUUGGAUAGUAAAAUGAUUGACAUGUACUUUUGUUUGUAAAAUUAAAUGGUAUGAAUUUAUGUUAUGGAAUUUUUAUGUUUUCAUUAUAUGUUAAUAAGAUUUGUACCUUAGAAAUCCCAUAUUCCCCCCUAAUUAUCUCUUUGGUCUUUGAUUAAAUGUUAAAGAAUGAGUUAUCCAGAUGUCCUUACAGCUUGUUCAUUUUGAUCAUACAACCUUUAGUUUAUUUUCAUCGUCUUCAAAUUUCUAUGAUCUAAUAACAAAUAUGCCUGAAUUACCUUGUUUUUAUUUUCAUCGGUACUUGCCCCAGCAUCUUCUUCUGUAACCUUUCCAAUCCAUAUCCAUCAUUCUGACAUUGAUUCUGAAGAAACAAUGGGCAAAGAUUUCGGAAAAACUGACUUAGUGUCUUGUAGAUACUGAAAAAUGGUUGUGUAUACAUUGUUUUAUAUAUUGCUAAAUUUAUACUUUUAAUAUGUUACCAAAAUAAUGAAAUAUUAAUGUCAAGCUUUAUCUUUUCUAAAGUGAAUUAAAUGUUGGGCAACAUUAUUUGUGUGAAAUUUUCUAAGAUAUUAUAAUAUGUAUUAAUACUUUAUGAAGUGUAUAUAUUCAUAAAUAGUAUUAAGACUACAUAGUAUUAUGUAAAAAAGCACAAUAUUUAGCUAGUAUAAAAUUUACAAAUGCAUUUAAUUAUACUCUCAGACUUCAAUUUUCUCCCUCCUGUUUAUGUCACCAAAAUGCUUAUCUAAAGAUACUUAUUGUU
This is a messenger RNA of Camelus dromedarius (Arabian camel), 4276 nucleotides long. RefSeq names its product TLR adapter interacting with SLC15A4 on the lysosome. The coding region runs from base 1687 to 2589 and encodes 300 amino acids. NCBI's taxonomy places the organism in Eukaryota, Metazoa, Chordata, Mammalia, Artiodactyla, Camelidae. The record is from RefSeq and is a predicted model, not a curated record. The transcript is spliced from 3 exons. Gene Ontology annotation, biological process: regulation of toll-like receptor signaling pathway.